GUUCUGUGCUGAAAUAGCAUCUGUAAUAGUAGAGUUAAUAGUAAAUAUUAGACUUACAGGUUACUCUAAAUUGUUCUGUACUGUACAGUUGAGGAUUUAAUGCAUAUGAUUGUUUGUUUCACAUUGAAAAUCCAUCUUUAGGAGAGAAAGGGCUGGAUUUGGUAGACAGUCAUGCAGAAUUACAGAAGAUAAAGAGGAAGAUCCAGGACAAAUUGGUGCUUGAUUUGCUAGUCAGGGCUUGUCCACCCCUGUUACUGAUUUUGAGUUGCAGCAAUGUCAAAUGCCAGAGUUGUCCACUGUGGUGUACCAAGAGCCUGUUGUUUUCGAUCUGAGUGAGCCUCCUAUCUUAGCUGUUGAUCAGCAAGGAGUAGUUUUUGAGAGUCAAUGUAGCAACUCUAGCACACCUCAUCCUGCUGGUGUUUGCACACAAGAAAGCAAGAAUGCAACAGCCAAGUUGAAAGCAGUUUUGGAAGAAGAAGAAGAGGGAUAUCAAGGAUUUGAGGCAUAUGAGGACAGUGAUGCUAAUGCCUCUGAUGAGGAUGCUCAAAUUGGAAAUGACCAUCAUUACAUGGGUGAUGAUGAAGAUGUAGAGGUGGAAGAGGGAAAGAGACAGAGAGAGCUAGAAGUACAAGAGGAAGAAUCAGAUGAUGAGCAAUCAGAAGAGGAAGAAAUGCUGCAUUAUGAGGGUGACACUGAAGUUGAGGAACCAUUUGAGGUAGAGGAAGAUAGGACUUUUGAAGAAGAAGAAGAAACUAUAGUUGAACCUGUGAAGAAGAAGCAUAAGCUACCAGUUAGAAGAGGACCAACAACUAGGUCACAUUCUAGUAAGCUACCAGAGGUUGAACCUGAUUUCAGACCAUCCUCAUCAGAUGAAGAAGAGAAGGGGUUGUUGAGGGAGAGUGAUGAUGAUGGUUUUGAGCCAGCCCCUUUUGUCCUACCAAAGAAAAGGAAGAGUAGGGCAAAGAAAAGGCCUGCUAGGAAGUGGUACAAUGAGAAAAUGGAGCAACCACAUGAGCAACUGUGUAUGAAGUUGUGUUUUAGGGAUCAGCAUCAAUUCAGAGAUGCUUUGUUGAAUUUGCACAUCACUCAAGCCAGGAAUUUUAAGUAUCACAGGAAUUCAGAUCAGAGGAUAAUUGUUCAGUGUCCAGAUAAACAAUGCCAGUUCUUUAUGGUGGCAGCAGUUAUAAAAGGGGAGAAAACCUUUGUAAUUAAGAAGAUGAGACUAGAGCACACUUGCCCUAGUACCACUGAGACCACCAGGGUUAGUGCUAAGUGGCUAGCACAGAAAUAUGAGCAUCUCUUCAGAUCUGAUAUAACUACUGGUAUUCAGACAAUAAUUGAUGCAUGCAUGGAAAAAUAUGGUGUAGAUGUGCCCAAGUGCAUGGCAUAUAGGGCAAAGAACAUAGCUAUUGAAGCUGUCUUAGGAGAUCACAAGAAGCAAUAUCCUAGGCUUAAAGACUAUGCUCAGACUGUCAUGGAUACAAACCCUGGGAGUAGAGUAAUAGUCACUACUGUUACUCCAGUACCAAAUGCAAAAAUACCCCACCCAGGCCCAAGAUUCCAUGCCAUGUUCUUUUGCCUGAAUGGAGCAAGGGAGGGGUUUCUCAAUGGGUGUAGGCCAUUCAUUGGUGUUGAUGGAUGCUUCAUUAAGCUCACUACAGGAGCUCAACUCCUUGCUGCCACUGGUAGAGAUGGCAACAACAACAUAUAUCCAUUGGCAUUUGGCAUAGUUGGAUAAGAGGACACACCUAGUUGGUGUUGGUUUCUACACCAACUGAAAAUUUGCCUAGGUGGAGAAGUGGGCAAGUUUGGA
Triticum aestivum (bread wheat) is the source of this 1813-nucleotide messenger RNA. RefSeq lists its product as uncharacterized. The record is from RefSeq and is a predicted model, not a curated record. The transcript has 2 exons. Lineage: Eukaryota; Viridiplantae; Streptophyta; Magnoliopsida; Poales; Poaceae. Bases 281 to 1738 code for a protein of 485 amino acids.